Protomyces lactucae-debilis is the source of this 423-nucleotide messenger RNA. RefSeq names its product CAP domain-containing protein. Gene Ontology annotation, cellular component: extracellular region. The annotation marks the transcript as partial. The transcript has a single exon. Lineage: Eukaryota; Fungi; Ascomycota; Taphrinomycetes; Taphrinales; Protomycetaceae. The record is from RefSeq and is a predicted model, not a curated record.
GCUUUUAUUGAAGCCAUGCUCUCUGCACACAACACCAUGCGCAGCUUCCACACAGGGACGGGGAACUUGACUUGGAACGCUGAUCUUGCCAAUGCUGCAAAGAAACAGCUCGAUACCCAUGUCUUUGCGCACAGCAAUCAAGGUUAUGGGGAGAACCUCGCAUACUUUUACAUGUCUCCCACCAACAACCAGAAUCCCAGACAUGCUGUUCAGCUGUGGUACGACGAGAUUAGUCAGUACAACUACGCUUCCCCUGGCUUCUCCUCGGCAACGGGACAUUUCACGCAGGUUGUUUGGAAGGGCACGACGCAGGUUGGGUGUGCCUGGGACCGAGGAUAUGACGACUACACUGCAAAUCACAGGUUCUUGACGUGUGAGUACUCGACCCCCGGUAACUAUGGUGGUCAAUUUGCGUCACAGGUU